GGUGGGAAAGAGGCUGCAAGAUUUUCACACACAAUAUAAAGGAAUCAGAUUUAAAAGCUCCUCGGUCAGAGUCCGACUUCACCACAGACAACAUGAAAUUAUGAUUUAUGGUCUUGAACAAACAGGUGAGACGGAGCUCAGACUCGAUCAUGUACAGAGGACACGUCCCCUCCAUCCUCCAUCUAUUACAGCUCCUACACCCUUGCAUGGCUCUCAGCCUCUGCUUCUGCCCUGCUGUUGCCAUAGCGACCACCGGGGUAAAGACUCAAAACAACUUACUGACAAAAAAAAAAAAAAAGGAAAAAAAAGAAAUCUACUACCUUUGGAUGUUAACUUGUUAACUGCUCUAAAUGAGCCUCCUCACAUGGCUGAAACAUCAGCUAUCUGUGGCACUGCACAAUUAUCUCAAGAAAGCCAAUAGCAGAUUUUCCUAAAGCCACUGGGAUAAAAUUUGUGGUGAAUCACAUUUUUGGUGAUUGUGUUGUUUUUUUCCCAGCGUUUUUAAUUUAUAAUUUAUAAUAAUACAUUAUUAUAGACCAUACAUGCUUACAAGCAAAAUUAAAGAUGCACUAAUGCCAGAAAAUUUGUCCUUUUGUGCCAAGCCACUGAGUGAAUCGUCUUGUCAAAACCAUAAACGAUCUUUGGCUGUGCCUUCCGUACACAAUAGCAUUCUUUCAGUGAACACAGCUCGCGCUAGGACCCAGGUCGGGCGCCGGGGGAAGUCCUCUGCUGCUGGCGGGGCAAGGCAGAGCACAGAAACACACGCAUCCCCGCACACACACACACACACACAAACACACACAUACACACACUCACCGAGCUCUUCUCCGACAGAGGAGAGAGAGAGAGAGAGCGCAGAGAGGGAUAAACAGGGAGAGAGAGGGAGAGAGAGAGACUAUAGGAACGCAGCGGCUUGUGUGCGUGUGUGUGUGUGUGUGUGUGUAGGUACGCUCGCUCGGUGGUAGAAGCGACUGGCGGGGCGGAUAUGGAGGGGCUCGGGAAAAACGCUGGGAACUGACCGAGCACCAAGACGAAGAGGGAGAGAGAGAGAGAGAGAGAGAGAGAGAAGAAGGACGGACGGACAGCACGGAAGGAAGGAAGGAAAGGAGGAGAGGAGGAGAGAGAGAAGUCUGACAGAGGAGAGGAAGAGUGUGAAGAAGGGGCUCGCCUGGAACACAGAAGGAUCCUAAGGAGUGAGCCCUGGGCUGGAUGGGACCCACCAUGCCCCCCAGUAAGAAGGCCCAGAGCCCCAGUAGUGGAGCCAGUGCUUCGCAGGGCAUGAGCCCGCCGUACCGGCAGGGGGACGCAGCCACGGCAGCAUCUGAGGCCGAGGCGGCUGACCUCUCCCUGUCCCUGUCCGCCUCCUUCUCCAAGGCUGAGGACGAGGAGCUCACCAGCCUCUCCUGGCUCCACGAGAGCACGGACCUCCUCAACAGCUUCAGCCACUCGGGGCUGCGUAGCGUCUCCCCUCUGCAGGACCCCGACGGUCAGCACCCCCGCUCGCCCUCCUCCUCGUCUCCCUCCCCGGACGACCCCCUGCUCGGCGACGCACACUCGGGUUACGACUUGGCAGCAGGGGCUAACCGAAAACCGCCGUAUUCCUUCAGCUGCCUGAUCUUCAUGGCCAUUGAGGAUGCGCCAAACAAACGGCUGCCUGUUAAGGAUAUCUACGGCUGGAUCCUGGAGCACUUCCCAUACUUUGCAAACGCCCCCACAGGCUGGAAGAACUCAGUACGCCACAAUCUGUCGCUCAACAAGUGCUUCAAGAAGGUGGAUAAAGACCGGAGCCAGAGCAUAGGCAAAGGCUCCCUGUGGUCCAUAGAUCCGGAGUAUAGGCACAACCUGAUCCAGGCGCUGAAGAAGACGCCGUACCAUCCCUACUCGCCCGGCCUGGCCACCCCCUCCACCUCUCCACCCACCCUGCCUCAGACAUUUCACCACAGUCCACCAUUGUGGUCGGGGAGUCCCCUCUUCAGAAAGAACGGAGGAGUUCUCCUACAAGUUCCUCGUGGUGUGAUCCAAAAUGGCGCCCGCGUCAGGAGCCAGGCACUCUUUCCUGUGAUCAGACCCCUACCUGUAAGCCCUGUGGGGAGCAGAACCUCGGCCAUAAGAUCAUCCCUAGGAGAUUAUCUAAGCCGGGGACAGGACAGCCCAUCCUGCUACUCUCCUCCGCCCUGCAGUGAGGACCUCCAGGAUGACCACACUUACAGCACCGCCAAAUCCCCCAGCAGGCUGUGCUCCUCCCAGGUCGCAGCCCCUUCCUCCCCCCUGGACGAUGACGACAUCAUCGCUGUGGAGAUCCAAUCAGACGUCAAACCCGAGCCCCGGGAGAUCCCACUGGAUUCUCACAUCACCACUGCCGCCGCUACCUACAUUUCCCAGCAGCCCCUGCGCGGACAGAGACGUAGUUCGGGGGCAGGAGCUGGGACUCUGGCAGGAAGCAGUUUGCCCUGGACCAAAAACCGAGCAAAGGGCAUUAGCGACACACUGCCGCUGAAGAAGCGGCGCGCGGCGGCGGUGGAGAAGCCGCCGGAGAGUGACGACGAGGAGAUGAAGGAGGCGGCGGGGUCGCUGCUCCACCUGGCAGGGGUCAGAGCCUGCCUCAACAACAUCACAAACCGCACCGCCAAGGGCCAGAAGGAGCAGAAAGAGGCCCUGAGAAACUAAAACACACACAUAGAACAAGUACAUAGUCAUGCAAACACACACAGACGAUAUACAGCUCAAAGCACGCACACACACAUUAACACACAGACACAUAUACAAUACACAAAUAGGUCAACAGGUAAUGUUACAACAGCAUUAGUCUCAACGGACAAUUCUCAUCUCCCUCUAUCUAUCUGCAGGGCAUUAGGUGAAUCCUACUUAUUUGUGGCAAUAUCAAAAAUCUAUGUUUUCCUACAUGUUCAGCAACACUAACAUCAAUGGGUAUUUCUCAUGUGUCUUUGUUGUUUUUGUUGUUUAAAAGGGGAUGAAAGCCAUAAAAAAAAGCAUGUUUUGUCACUAAUUUGGACAAGUCGAACACGACUAAACUGAAUCACAUUGAGGAGCGUACAGUACAUGAACAGAAGAUGGCUGUUUGUCUUACCUGUUUGUUUCUAUGUGAAUCUGUAGCAAUCUUGCAGUGAUGCCAGCAAAGAUGGCAGAGCCGACGAGACAAGCCUAUUUAACAAGACUUAGAGCCUCUCUCGGCCGCUCGCUGGCAUCACUCUCCUACAUCCACGAGCACAAAUGUGAGACUGUGCCAAAGAUAAGCGACCAGGUUGCUUCAUGUAGCCGAUAUGACAGCUGACAAAAAAAAAAAAAGAAGGCAUAGUAGUAAAGAAGAGCUAGAGAGAAUGACCUUAAGUGUCAAAAUAAUUGUAAAACCCAAUGUGAUAUAUAUUCAUGCACUUCAGAUUAUUUUACGCCACUUAUAAUAAAAGCAUCAUGGGUAAAGACAUGGUUUAUUUCAAGAGCACUCAUAGUAUUUAAGAAUAGAUAUAUUAAAAUUUAAAAAAAAAAAAUGGUCAUGUUUAUCACCAUAGAGAUGGAUAGUGUGCCGGGUCUGAGGCAAUAUCUCCUUCAUUUUGUUGUUGUUGUUGCAUAAUGUAAACGUCCCUUAAACUUCCCCAGUACUUCUGUCCAUAGACGUAGACACCUGGUAUAGAUAUCGUAGCUACCAGUAGCUACCACACCUUCCUAUUCAUUUGACAAUGUCAAAGAACUAUAUACAUAAACUGUGGGUUUAGAUUUCUGUUUGUGUCUGUUUACCUUCACUCUACCCUCAUAAAGAUAUAAGCAAUUUGUCCCGUGUGGACAACUCUGUAAAAAGGUUAGAAAAUAUUUUAUUUUUUUCCUUUCUUAAUUGAAGCAAUUUGACCUGCAGGACUUUCUCAGUUAUAUUGCAUGGGUGCUUGUAAAUAAGAUAAAAAGCAAAUCUUUUUUAUUCAAAGAUCAUGUAAGAUAAACGAUGUAUUUAGCAUGAAGCAUGACUUAUUUUCAUAUAAACCUUGAUCCUAGAGGAAAGAAAAAAAGUUUUGCCGCCAAUUCUUAUACCCGUGAUUAUAUUGGAGUUUUUUUUGUUUGUUUUUUGUUUUUUGGUUUUUGUUUUUGUUUUUGUUUUUGAGUUUUGUUUUUGUUUUGUUUUGUUUUUUAUGUUUUUUUUUUUGGUUUUCCUUUUCUUUUGGGUUCUGUUUUUCUGAGCGGGCUUUCAAGACACGUCUUCAGGGAGGAACAUGGGAGAUCACUCUGCAAUUAGAGGCCCAAGGGUGCCUCCUCUGGGCUUCGGGUUCAGGCUAUGUAGGCCAGCUGAAUCACCUCUUAGGGGUGGGCUUCCGUCUUCUUCUGCCUGUACAGUGAUUUUUAGGUGUUCAGUGUUAACCCCAGUGUUAUUUCAGCACACAAACUCUCACGAGUGUGUGAGUUUGUGCGCCCAGGAACACACACCCUUUAACAUUGUGCCUGCCUGCCUGCCUGCCCUCAGUACCUCUGUUGUCAUGUCUCUGACAUGUUUUGACAGAACGUUACCUGUCUUUAUUUAUAACAGUGUUGUUUUUAUUUCUCUCCUGUGUGUAUAUGUACAUGUGUCCUUAUUUUCCAUCAGCAUUGUUCAGUGUAAAUGUAUGGAUCCGAUGGGCAUGGGAAUCUUUGUAGGUGUCCUGAAAGAACCUCAUAUCUCCAAAAAGGCUACUUGGGAGUUGAAUUGAAAAGAAAGAGGAAUGUAGACACAAAAAAGUUUGUUUUCUAAUUUACAUACAGUAUUGCUAACCCUUUGAUUAAAGGUACUACUUGCCAUUGUGGAUGUCAAGCUUGCAUACAGUCUAUCACAUAUUUAUCUCAAGAGGCCAAUCUGGAGAUCAGAGGUAGAUUUUUUUUAAUAUAUUUUGCCACUUUACAACAUGUAUGUGUAUCUCACUUAGCAUUGACAUUGACUUGAUUGAAAUUGGCAAUGGCAGUAGUGAGCUUUGAUGUUGUUUGCAUCAGAAGUGAUAUAAAUACUGCACUGCCAUUAUUCGGCAUGCUUUUGCUUAAACAGCAAUGCAUUAAAGUAUUAUUUUUCCCUCACCUGCAGAGAUGAAGUGCGUAUAAAAAGCAGCUUUGUAGGAGAAAACAUCAGCUGGGUUUUGUUGUAGCAGCAGAGUCGCACAGCUUUUGUUUAAGCUGAAUAGACACCGAGUGAUUGUCAGCGAGCCAAGAUGGAAAACAAAUGCAUGUCCCAUCCACUGGUACAGUGUUUUGCCACCUGUAGCAUGCAUCACUGGCUUUGCAUUUUGUAUGGUAUCCAUGCCGGCAUAUAAAAAAAGGCUAAAAAGAGACACUGUCAGUGUUCUUGUUGUGUGCCAUCCGUCUCUUGUCUGAUAUCUGUCUGAGUGCUCCCGCGGCCCAGGUCAAGCACUCUGCUGUAUUUGCAGUAACAAUCCACUGUUGUGGUGACUAAUAACAUGUUCAGUUGGCAAGAGGCAUGUCGAGGGGAGUAUAUGUUGCUUUAGCAACCACCAUUUUUUCCUCUGACUCACUCAGUGACAUGCAGGAAAGAUGAACUCCUGACCUACGCGUCCUGGAAAAACAGAGCAACACAUAAAAUAUACCUGGGACAUUUUAAAGCAAAGGAAAUAUACUUCACUGCCUGAAAAGCCCCUAAAACAAGUGUUUCUUUCAAGCCUGCCAAACACACAGUUAAAUGCUCUAAAAGAUGUAGUUGCCAUUUUUUAUUUGUUGAUGUUUUUAUGCACAUUUUCAUUUUCUGUUUUGUUUUCUCUCUGACAAAAUUAACUACAAUACUGCCAUUAUUUUUCGGUGACUGUCUGAGCUGAAUAUUGGAAAGCCAUAGGUUAGAGAUGUCAAAAUGCAAAACUGUUAUUGAUCUGUGAGAUGUGAUACAGAGUACGCCCAGGUGUUGGUUUUUUCAGUAAAUGUUCAAUUCUCUUCUUAUUGUGCAAUCAUAUUGCCAAAGAAUGAUUUCAAGACCUAUUUCAUCACUACAUGUAAAUAUCAACGUUGUCCAAUACCGUGGCAAAAAAUAUAUAAAUGUUGUUUUAUUUUGUUUUCCAUUUUCUGAAAAACUACAAUGAUGUUUAUGUGAUGUAUUGUCUUCCAGUUGGUUGCAAUAAUAAAAAAUACAAGUUGCAGAA
Messenger RNA from Seriola aureovittata, 6113 nucleotides. RefSeq names its product checkpoint suppressor 1 (gene ches1). The transcript is spliced from 7 exons. NCBI's taxonomy places the organism in Eukaryota, Metazoa, Chordata, Actinopteri, Carangiformes, Carangidae. The coding region runs from base 1210 to 2667 and encodes 485 amino acids. Gene Ontology annotation, biological process: regulation of DNA-templated transcription. Gene Ontology annotation, cellular component: nucleus. Gene Ontology annotation, molecular function: cis-regulatory region sequence-specific DNA binding; DNA-binding transcription factor activity. The record is from RefSeq and is a predicted model, not a curated record.